AUGAGGAAGUUCAUGCGCACGCGCGCGGCGUCGCCGCCCCCGCCGCCGCCGCUCCCGCCGCUCGCCAAGACUAAUGGAGUCACCAACGGCGUGGGGUCUGGCCCGCGGCGCGACGACCACUCCACUCUAACCAGGUACUGGGAUGAGCCGGAGGACGGCGAGCUGUGGGAGGACCCGGACUUCCCCGCCGCGCCCGCCAGCCUCGGCGACCGCCGUCUCGCGCAGCGCACAGUCUGGUUGCGACCGCACAAAUACUCAAUGUUCUCCUCAAGCUCGGACGCGAUUUCGGGAGUAAAAGACAUCAACGAGCGCCGCCGCCGCCACCUCGUGGUAGAGCACAGAGAAUUCAUUCAAAAUAAAUUAAAUAUAAUGAAUAUAACGGCAUCUCUUUUUUUAUUAUGU
Brenthis ino (lesser marbled fritillary) is the source of this 402-nucleotide messenger RNA. The record is from the annotation of a GenBank genome assembly. Lineage: Eukaryota; Metazoa; Arthropoda; Insecta; Lepidoptera; Nymphalidae.